AUGACCGUGGAGCAGGAACAACAUCACAUUCUUUCAAAAUCACUUACAGCACUUACUGCCAACAAUGCGUUGCUCGCCGCCGCAGUUGCGCUUGGCUAUGACGUCAGACGUAUGUCAAGUUCCCUAGUAAGCAUGUACAAGGCGACUGUGCUUUUGUGUUUUACGUUCAGCGUUUAUUUACACGUUAGAGGCGGCACUGCAGACGAACUUAAAAAGAACCAAAAUGGAUGUUCAGGGAAUGUUGUAUACGAUUGGUUUAUGGGACGGGAGUUAAAUCCAAGAUGGCGGUCACUCGACAUCAAAUACGUGCUUUUUAGAAGCGGUAUAAUCGGUUGGAUAAUCUUGAAUCUAUGUUCUCUAGUGGAAAGCUGGGCGACAUUUGAACGUUUUAAUUCGACAUUACUGUUACUCAACAUGAUACAAUUAACAUAUGUUGCGGACUAUUUUUGGUUUGAGAGCGGAGUGAUCGUGUCACGUGAUAUUGUUCAUGAAGGUCUUGGAUAUAAUAUUUUGAUACAGUUCGUGAUGAUUCCUUUUUGUUUCUGUGUGCAGACACGAUAUAUAUUGACAAAUGAUACCAGGUUACCAAAUACAGCUUUAUGCUGUAUUGCAAUAAUUUAUACUACCGGUUACUACAUAUACAGACGAAGUAAUUCCGAGAAAAAUGACUUCAGGAAAAAUCCUAACGAUCCAAAAUUGCGGU
Ruditapes philippinarum (Manila clam) is the source of this 703-nucleotide messenger RNA. Its product is annotated as delta(14)-sterol reductase TM7SF2-like. NCBI's taxonomy places the organism in Eukaryota, Metazoa, Mollusca, Bivalvia, Venerida, Veneridae. The record is from RefSeq and is a predicted model, not a curated record. The annotation marks the transcript as partial. Gene Ontology annotation, molecular function: oxidoreductase activity, acting on the CH-CH group of donors, NAD or NADP as acceptor. Gene Ontology annotation, cellular component: nuclear inner membrane; endoplasmic reticulum membrane. Gene Ontology annotation, biological process: sterol biosynthetic process. The transcript has 4 exons.